Rodentolepis nana is the source of this 792-nucleotide messenger RNA. NCBI's taxonomy places the organism in Eukaryota, Metazoa, Platyhelminthes, Cestoda, Cyclophyllidea, Hymenolepididae. The record is from the annotation of a GenBank genome assembly.
AUGUUCCCGAGUUCUGUAAGUCAUAGUCACAAUAAUCCUCAUUCUCCACAAUUGCAACCUCUGCUACGCCGUAAACGCCGACCCCUACUCGAAGCUUUUAGUGUACAGAUGAAUCCUGAGCAAAGCUCGGCUUCUGGAUCCUUGUAUGAGUACAAUCCGGCCAUGACGACUCAAACAACAGAAUACGAUAGGUCGGAACGCGUGAACAACAAUGGAGGAGGUGCACAUCGUGGUGGAAGGAAUUCGAUUGGUGAGGAGAGAGUCCAACCCUUCUCUUUUGCUUGUGAAUUGGCUCAUGGGAGUAAUCAAGUCCGUAUUUCGGGAUUUGCAAAUAUUCCAGAAUUGUAUCAGCGGAUUGCGGAGAGUUUUAGUAUUCCUUUAUCACAAAUUAUGUACUGCACCCUGGAUACUCCACAGGUAGACAUGACAAAGUUGCUUGGCAACCAAUUAUCAUUCAACCACAUCAUUUAUGCUCACACUCGAGGUCAAACAAAGGAGGUGCGAUUCUUGAAGUCGGCCGAGGCUCUAGGAUUAACCAUUUCAGACAACAAAGCCGGAGGUGUCUUUAUCAAGAGAAUAUCUGAAAAGGGGGUUCUAGCUAAGAUUCUUAGAGAACAGCCUAACUGUAUCUGCCCAGGAGAUCUCAUCGAAUGCAUCAACGGCCGAUCGUUCAUCAACUCUCGUCAUAUGGAUGUUGUGAAAUAUCUCAAGGAAUUACCCCUCCAAAGCAAGAUUGUACUUCGCUUGAUAUCACCAGAGAAAAAUGCAGCACGUAAGUUAAACUUUUCUUAA